Molecule: messenger RNA, 1891 nt
Organism: Panicum virgatum (switchgrass)
Lineage: Eukaryota; Viridiplantae; Streptophyta; Magnoliopsida; Poales; Poaceae
Product: vegetative cell wall protein gp1-like
Exons: 1
Coding region: 321-1676 (451 amino acids)
Source: RefSeq, a predicted model, not a curated record
AUCAUGUCCUUGCCCAAGCAAGGAGGUGACCCAACACACUCAUCUCACUCCAUGUCAGCUGCAGCAGCAGCUGCUGCUGCUGAGCAUCCUCCUCCUCAAGCAAUCCCCUUCCUCCCCUCUUCUCCCUCCCAGUCCCAGGACCACCAUGCAUCCAUCCAUGGAAUUCCUCUCAGAGACAGCAGCAGUUCCGGCCGACGCCACGCCAUGGAAUCCCUCCUCCCUGAGAAUAUAUAAACACGAGCGGAGGGGUCGCUGUCCGUGUACGCUCGCGGCGGAAGCGACUACAUUGCUCGCCGUAGCGUACGUCUCCGGCGACCACCAUGAACCGGCGGCGGGGCGCCGCCCGGGAGUUCGAAGACUUCGACCCGGCCGUGGAGUGGAAGCUGGCCGGGGAGGACCAGGACGUGGUGGAGAUCUCGCUGCCGGGGUUCCGCAAGGACCAGGUGAGGGUGCAGGUGGACAACCACGGCGUGCUCCGCGCCACCGGGGAGCGCCCGGCGAGGGGCGGCCGGUGGGCGCGGUUCAAGAAGGACCUCCGCCUCCCCGACAACUGCGACGCCGACGGCGUCCGCGCCAGGUUCGAGGGCGAGAAGCUCGUCAUCACGCUCCCCAUCGUGGCCGCGCCCAGAGCGGCGCCGUCCCCGACGCCGUCUCCUCUGGAGCCCGAGACGCCGCCGCCGCCGCCGAAACCGCGUCCAUCGCCGCCACUCCCGCCGCCACCUCGCCCUCCACCGGUAGCACCACCUCGUGCUCCUGAUUAUGAACGGCCGCCGCUACAAGCUCCAUGGCAACCGCCUCCACGACCAACUCAUCCUCCAAGUUAUACCGAACCGGCGCCGCCAAUUCCAACGCGACCGCCUCCACCCCCACCUCCUCUUCCAAGUUAUUCUACGCCGCCGCUGCCGCUCCGGCCUCCGUCGCCGCCGCCUCGUCGGCCUCCAUCUCCGCCGCCAGCACCACCACCGCCACCUCCAAAGUACGAGCAGCCACCAAUUCGGCGUCCAUCACCACCACCCGCGCCGCCUCGUCAAACUUACUCUGACAAGCCGCCGCGUCAGCCUCCGUCACCCCCACCCCUGCCGCCAUCACCUCGCCUUCCUCCUCACUAUAAGCUGCCGCCGGCUCAGGCUCCACGUCCAUCACCACCGCCGGCACCACCACGCCCUCCUAUUAUCGCAGAGCCACCGCCUCCACCCAAAGCACCUCAGCCUUCUAUUUAUUCAUACCUGCCACCGCCGCAGCAGCCUCCACUACCAGCUCCGGCGAAGCCCGCCAUUGACGAGCGGACAAAGACCGCCCCCGCGGAGCCGAAGCCGUCGCCGUUGCCACAUGGGACGCCAGCUGCUGUUCCGGGGCAAAUGGAACCUGCCUUGCCGGAUAUAACAAUCGCUGUGUCACUACCUUCUCCGGCAUCUCCGCCUACUCGGCAAGAUGUUACUUCUCCGGCAGCCCCGCCUCCUCGUCUACCGGAGGAGAAGAAGAGCAAUAAAAGGAAGGGGACGGAGGAGGCGGGUGGUCCGUCAGGGAAGAGCCAAGCGCGGGCGGUGGGAGAUGCUCCGGUGACGACGAUGGUGCCGCAGCCGGAGCCUGCAAGGCAGCUGCUGGUGAACGCUGUCGCGGCGGCGGCCGUCCUCGUGGGGAUCAUCUGGACGGCGUGGCGCAACCUCAGCAGCUGAGCGACCGAUAGAGCUGCCCCAUUUGAAAUGGACCGGAAGUAACUUUUAAAAGUGCUGCUUGUAAUUAUGUGUUGUUCUGAACUUGCAAUUGCAGAAGUCAUUCCCAGAUUUACCAAGCAGAGAAUGAGAGUAUCCUAAACAUGUACUGAAGCUCUCAGACGCUCCUUUGUGUCAAAAGCAAAACACUAUUGUAUGGAAACAAAAAUAGUUCCUUA